GUUUUCUAUAUUUCAAAUUGUAUUAUACUUUAAGUAUUUAUUAUAUUUAAAAAUUCAAAUAACAUUUUAAAAAAGAACAGAAUUUUUAGAUAUUAAUAUUUUUCUCAUUUGUACCCAUUUAAAGAUUCAUAUUUUCACUUUAAUAUAAUUUUUCUUGCAAUAUGUACCUCAAAAAUAGAAAAGAAAGCCAAAAGGGAAGUUUUAUUUAUGCGGUAGAAAAGCUGAAAAGGAAAGAAACUUCAGAGGGGACAAAAACCUAUGGUAUUUCAAGCGGUUUCUGAUCUAUAAAGGAUUUGAAAAUUGUAUACAAAGUUUUAUAAAGUAAGCUUAACAGCCAGAUUCAUGUUAGUGUGCUCCGGGUGUAGCUUUAACUGUACACUUCACACAAUAGAAUGAAAGAAUGAUUUGGUGAUGAUGAAUGUAUUGAUUAAACUGUGAGCCCAAUAAACACUGGUUACUUUUUUGGUAGAAAUAUUUACAAGCAAUUACAGUCACUGAUUUCUUGCAGUUGUUUCUUGUUAUGUUCCUGAUUUUACAAUUCCCCAACGCAAAGGUGCAGAAAACUAAUAUUUACCCUCCUUUUCGAAAAAUGGCAUGAUGAAGAGAAGACUCGCAGGGUAUAAACACAAAUGCAGACUUUUGGAAGUUGAUGGCUUUAAGAUUCAUUCUGUUAAGUUUUUGUCAUUUCUCAAACUAAAUUUUUGAGUUUUCCCUUAAAAUCCCAGCGCUUCUUUGCAUUAGCCCAACCAAGUACAUGAUCCCUACCCAUUUUUGACCCUGUUCACUGCUCCUGCCCGCAGUUUCAGCAUCGCAGGUCCCCGGUAUCCCGGGCGAAUUGAAGCCCACGGAGUCCAAAAACCCAGGGCCCCCAAAACUGGGAGGUUCCUGGUUCCGUUGGACCCACAGCCUGCGAGCUCCAGCGGCAGACCACAGCUCCAGGCUCUCUUAGGGGACCUGAGACCUCUCCCACAAUAUCCUGUUCCUUUUGUUUUUUGUUCAACAAACGUGUUCAACUUCCGAUGCCCCUCAAUCUUCGAAAAAUCAUUUCGGGCCUCACUUUGCAGGGCAGUGUCCUCGCCGUAUUAACGACCCAAAGAAGCUUCGGAAGACGAAUGUCAGGAGCUAUUUAGCAGAUAUUACCAAACGCUGUCCCUCCAAGUGCCGCGCAUCUGCGGGGAACAUAAAGCCUCCUCCCUUCCCUUCAUCUUUCACUACCACCCAAGAAAGCGUUAAUGGCAAAGAGCGACCGCGGCGAAGCUCUGCCGUGCGUGCAUCCAAGCCAGCCUUAUGCCAAGUUCCUCCACACCGCGAGGCGCCACCUUCUCCCCAAGUCAGCAGGAGGGGUGGCAAGAAGCGGCCAGGCCUCGAGGCUAAGGGCGGGGAGGGGUCUGAGCAUCGAGGCCUCAAAAACCUCCGGGCUGGAGGUGGAUCGAGAAUCACGUCCGGGACUGGCGGGGUGUCUCUGCUGAAUUCUUGCAUCCAGUCAGGAGACUGGGUACCCCGGACCGCGUAGCGGAACUACAACUCCCGAGACCACUGCUGCCCGGACUUCCGGAAGCCGGAGCUGGCCGGGGAGGAAGUUGCUGAGACCCGGCCAAAAGGACGGGGGUUAAUUUAGCAAGAAAAACGGGGGGUGGGAAGAGCUUUAGGGCUAACCUGUCAAUUCGCCACCAUGAACGUGGUUUUUGCUGUAAAGCAAUACAUUUCCAAAAUGAUAGAGGACAGUGGACCUGGCAUGAAAGUACUUCUCAUGGAUAAAGAGACGACUGGCAUAGUGAGUAUGGUAUACACACAAUCGGAAAUUCUCCAGAAGGAAGUGUACCUUUUUGAACGCAUUGAUUCUCAAAAUCGAGAGAUCAUGAAACACCUGAAAGCAAUUUGUUUUCUUCGACCUACCAAGGAGAAUGUGGAUUAUCUGAUUCAAGAGCUCCGAAGACCUAAAUACAGUAUAUAUUUUAUUUGUAAGUAUUUUUUCACCUGUUCAAUCAUAUAACUAAAUCCUAGCUAAUAUGUUCUACUAGGUACUGCAUA
Odocoileus virginianus texanus is the source of this 2031-nucleotide messenger RNA. Lineage: Eukaryota; Metazoa; Chordata; Mammalia; Artiodactyla; Cervidae. The record is from RefSeq and is a predicted model, not a curated record.